AAAUGCAUUGUGGGACAUUCAUAACGAGUGGCCUUUACGAGGACGAAAAACUAGUCAAAUGAGCAUCAGUUAUUCAAAAUCCAGCCGGCGAGGGACUACGCAGGGGACGAGCCGGCGACCUGAGCUCCAUUCCCACAAUUCCCAGCGAUUCCCGGCAGCUGUGGCAUGUUUUUCAUCUCCCCAGCGAGUACAAAGGUCAAGGAAACGCCAUUGGUCCGGAGUUUAAGCGACACGCCGCCGCCACGAGUAUGUGACAGGAAGGUGACGCAGCGUAACGCCCCCCAUUGGCUGAGCAUCCGUGACGUCACAGCACCUGCCUCGUGAUUGGCUGCCUGCCUGCGUCGUCACUGGAGGUGAAGAUGUGAAAGUUACAGGCAGCAGUGAUGGUUCUCCCUCCCUGGUUCUCGCUCCUGUCGGCGGUAUGUCUGGUUCUCUGCGCCGUCAGCGUCUCCGGCAGAACAGUCAUCGGAGUUGUGGUGGACGCAGGAUCUCCCCUGGCGGCGAGAGCAGCAAAGGACCUCCAGGAAAGCGUUCUCUUCCCUCUGAAUCAAGAAAUGUGCCUCAAUAUCACAUUUUUCAAUGGUACUCUGCAGGACUCCCCUCCGACGCCUCCUUCAGCAGAGGCGCUGUCCCUCGCAGCGGCGGGCGGCGGCGCCGUGGCGGGCGUGGUGGUUGUGAUUGGAUGCUGCACCGACGCCUACGUCCCGCGCCUGGCUGAUGAGGUGCCCAUCCUGAGCCUACAGCUGCUCGGGGAGAGGUGUCGCGGGGUUCCCGCCGCCCCGGCAUCAGCGGACCGUCCUCCUAUCAAGAAACUAGAGCAGGGAGGCUUUCCUGUGUGUGCUGGGGGACACAAAGAGGCGAGGCUGGACACUUCCGUCAUCAGGCUGUGGGUGAAAGCAGUCGCCGAGGGGAAGGAACCAAUAAGGACGAGGAGAUACAGGAUCGAUCUGCUGCCAAUACCCUCUUCCUUACCCUCGCCUUCAUCCUCAUCCUCCCCGUCCUCCUCUUCCUCCUCCUCGGUUCCCAGACUUCUCCCCCGUCCUUGGUUUAUCCCCAGCAGUACCUCAGGGAACAGGACGUCGUGGCUUCAAAAGAGGAUGAAGCGUCAGGUCUUGGUCGAGUUGAAGGAGGAGGAGGAGGAAGACCCGAAGUUUUACAACCAGAGGCUUAAAUCGAGGGCGCUUGAUGUGCUGAGCGGAACUGUAAUGACGGUCUCCAUGAAGCACCGGCCGCCCUACGUGUCCCUGGUGAAGAAGGGCAGGACCAUCGCCAAGGCCACGGGUAUCCUGCUGAACGUUCUCGACAGCUUCGCCGCGACCUUCAACUUCUCGUACUUCCUCAAACUGCCUGACGAUGACCAGUGGGGAUCGUUGCAAGAGAACGGUUGGUGGACAGGGAUGGUGGGCGAGGUGCACAGGAAGGAAGUGGAGAUGGCGCUGGGACCCACUUCGAUCACAGAGGCGCGAGAGAAAGCCAUUGACUUCACCGUGCCAUUCGACUAUGAGCCUUGGGACAUUCUCAUUCCAGAGUCCAUUGUCACGGUCGACCUCACGGCUUAUCUCUUCCCCUUCGCCGGCCUGGUGUGGUCUGGAGUGCUGGUAUCUUCACUGGUGGUGGGGAUUCUGACGUGGGUCCUAUCCAGGCUCUGGGGAGACAGGGGCAUCCUGUACCCUGCCAAGAAAUCCUGCAAAACCUAUUCACUUUCCCACUACCUCUUUGACAUUUUUGGGUGUUUGAUUCAGCAGGCUAACAAGCAUCCACAGACAGGACCCAUUAGGAUGCUGGUGGCUUGGUGGUGGGUGUUCUGUGUGGUACUGGUGGCCUCCUACAGCAGCAAACUCAUCUCCUCCCUCACUGUUCGCUUCACGGAGCCACCAGUCAAGUCUCUGAAAGACCUGGUGGAGUCACGCAAGUUACUCUGGACUUACUUGGCCAACUCAGCAAUGGAAGAAGUGUUCAAGUUUUCAGCCCCAAACACACUAUUUGGCAAGGUGGGGCAGCUACACAAGGACAACCCAGGCCUCCUUGUCUACAGCUUUGAGGAAGGUGUGGCAGCUGUGCGAUCCAAGAAGUUUGCCUACUUUGAGGAUAACUCAUGGCUGGAAUUUGCGGUGGCUGAUGACUUGGCACUGCAUGGUGAGUGCCGAAUGACUGUGGUGAGGGACCCCUUCUUCUACACACGUUUUGGCAUCAUCCUGCAGCAAGGCUCUCCUUACAGGGAUGCCUUCAGCUAUGAAAUACUUCAGAUCAUUCAGUCUGGCUUAAUGGAUGCAUGGAAGAAACAAUUUUGGCCCCAGAGUUUCUGCACAGUAAAUCCAUACGCCCAGCAGCCGCUACGCUCCCUCAACCUGAAGGACUUGUUUGGCACCAUGCUGCUCAUGCUGGGUGGCUCAGUCCUCUCCAUCCUUGCUUUUGUGGGGGAGCUGAUCCUCGUCCGCUACCAAAUGUGCAUGCCCUGAUUCCACGAUGCUUGUGUCUCUUACCUCUUGCUACGAUUUAACAUCAUUUUGAGGUCCUUUAUUUGUUGCUGAUAUAUAGAAUAUUAUAUUGAACUUCUCAGUGUUUUUUAGAACCUUUAUGUAUAUGACAGACUGGGGAGGGUGCCUAGUCUGGUUGAUUGCUCUGUUCUGAUAAUUGUUCUUUAUACUGGGUGACAACAGCAGUCUGCACUUCAUGUCCUUGCACUUUUUUUGGUCAUCUUAUUUUCUCUCUUUCCUUCUUGGAUUUUAACAAUACGAGUAUAUGCCAGUGCAACACUCACACAGCUCUGAGCACUCCUCACAACUGGACUUACCACAGUUGAGCUGAGCUUGGUGCCAGUCACCACUCGUCCACAGACACACAGCUGUCUCCAAUGAAGGAAAUCAGUGCCACACCAGUGAGAUGCCAUCACUAUUUGGAGGAUAGCAAGAAUGGACAUGAGUGAAUGGGUCCCCAGCACUGGCCUUGGACAGACUCUACAAGAUAGUGAAAGAAUGCAAAGAUGGCAUAUGAUAUGUUAGAGGAUGCCAAAUACAACUUUUAGAAGAUAAUACCCACAACCAUUGUACAAAGCCAUGGUUUCUCAAUCUUAUGUGAAGUAUGAAUAAAUACAUGUUCAGAGA
Molecule: messenger RNA, 3104 nt
Organism: Scylla paramamosain (green mud crab)
Lineage: Eukaryota; Metazoa; Arthropoda; Malacostraca; Decapoda; Portunidae
Product: probable glutamate receptor
Exons: 15
Coding region: 384-2459 (691 amino acids)
Cellular component (GO): membrane
Molecular function (GO): ligand-gated monoatomic ion channel activity
Source: RefSeq, a predicted model, not a curated record